GGAGCGGCGGCGGAGAUGGUGGUGAAGAGCGGGGGAGUCGGCGCCGCGGACGAGGGGGCCGCGGGCGCGGCCGUCCGGCGGUGGGUGGAGGCCGGCGGCGGGAGGCUGGUGCUGGACGGCGGGCUGGCCACGGAGCUCGAGGCCCACGGCGCCGACCUCAACGACCCGCUCUGGAGCGCCAAGUGCAUCCUCUCCUCCCCGCACCUCAUCCGCAAGGUACAUUUGGACUACAUAGAAGCAGGUGCGAACAUUAUAAUCACAGCAUCAUAUCAGGCUACCAUUCAAGGGUUUGAGUCCAAGGGAUUUUCAAAAGAACAAAGUGAAAAUUUACUAACCAAGAGUGUUGAGAUUGCACAUGAAGCACGUGAGAUGUUUCUGAAGCAACAUUCAGAUCAAUCCACUCCCAUGCACCGUCCUAUUCUGGUUGCUGCUUCCAUAGGAAGUUAUGGGGCUUAUCUUGCUGAUGGCUCUGAGUACAGCGGGGAUUAUGGUGAAGCUGGGACACUUGAAUUCCUGAAAGAUUUCCAUCGGCGGAGACUUCAGGUUCUUGCAGAGGCACGUCCUGAUUUGAUCGCUUUUGAAACAAUCCCUAACAAAUUGGAAGCUCAGGCAUAUGUUGAACUUCUCGAGGAAUGCAAUAUAAGUAUCCCUUCAUGGUUUUCCUUCAACUCGAAAGAUGGAGUCCAUGUUGUGAGUGGAGAUUCACUAAUUGAAUGUGCUAAAGUUGCUAACUCAUGUGCAAAGGUUGGAGCUGUUGGAAUAAACUGCACGCCUCCAAGAUUUAUUCAUAGCCUGAUACUCACCAUUCGGAAGGUCACAGACAAGCCAAUUUUGAUAUAUCCCAACAGUGGAGAAAGAUAUGAUGCCGAGAAAAAAGAGUGGGUGGAAUCUACGGGUGUGUCAGAUGGUGAUUUUGUUUCUUACGUAAGCGAGUGGUGCAAGGAUGGGGCUGCGCUUAUUGGGGGCUGCUGCAGGACAACUCCAAACACCAUCAGGGCCAUAACUAGAACCCUUAACCAAUUCUGCCCUGCACCAUAAUUAUCUGUGGCAUAUAGUUGGGCCCUCCUUGAGGGGUGGUUUUCGUGUUGUUGUCCUAUGAAGAUGUUAUGGAGAUUUAGUAACAGUGCUGUCAUGUUCUCCUGGAAAUGAGACGGUUUCUUCUUGCUUGGAGAUGAAACCGGUCAACGAUUAACAAGAAGUAAUAGCGGAGUAAGUUGUACUGAGGAGUGAGCGAAACGAUCUGCGGCGAAGUUCAUGACCCCUUAUUAUCUAUUAAGAGAGUUCAAGACUAUGCAUGUUAUACAGAGAGUUCUGGAGAUGUUAACCUGGAAUAAGCUCUUAUGAUGUGUACUAGUACUGCCUUGUGUAACUCUGUUUAAUCCUAAACCUCUGUUUGAACAAUGUAUGGUGUAUUUUAGCAUGUAUCUCCUGCUGAAUGA
Lolium rigidum is the source of this 1439-nucleotide messenger RNA. Its product is annotated as homocysteine S-methyltransferase 3-like. Lineage: Eukaryota; Viridiplantae; Streptophyta; Magnoliopsida; Poales; Poaceae. Bases 16 to 1038 code for a protein of 340 amino acids. Gene Ontology annotation, biological process: S-methylmethionine cycle. The transcript has 7 exons. Gene Ontology annotation, molecular function: zinc ion binding; S-adenosylmethionine-homocysteine S-methyltransferase activity. The record is from RefSeq and is a predicted model, not a curated record.